This is a messenger RNA of Symbiodinium sp. CCMP2456, 441 nucleotides long. The record is from the annotation of a GenBank genome assembly. NCBI's taxonomy places the organism in Eukaryota, Dinophyceae, Suessiales, Symbiodiniaceae.
GCUCCGAAGUCCCAGACCUGGGCUUCCAGCAGCCGACCCACACUGCUCUCCGGGCGACGAGUCCGGGCUCCCGCGCGCAAAGUCCGCGCAGAGGAGGUCCCGCUGCGAACUUCUCGCUGCGCGGAGCUGUCUGCGUAUUUCGCCCAUGGAUAUCUGCACGGCGAGCUCCUGGAGAGUGCACAGUACACCUUGGACUACGUUGGCGAGCUUCGCACUUUCCGGUUCGAUGCCAGCGACGGGCCCGUUCAUGUCUGGCAGCACGCAAUGGACCUCCGGGAUCCUGCGUGCGACGGAUUCGUGGUGCUGUACCACUACACAAAUGCCCUGGCUUUUGAGAGCAUCGCCAACUCGGCGAAAUCGGCUGCCGAGCUCUUGUCAUCGCUGAUGGAGAAGCGCGCGCAGUUCGGCGAAGGAGUGUAUGCUUCUCAGCACGAGCCUUCC